CCUGUGCUGACAUCACCUUUAGCGCCUGGAUACCCAGCAUGCUUUGCGUGGCAUGACGUGGGAAAGACGAGACAGCCGGUGUUGGCUUCACUUUUUCAUAUUCGGUCUCAUUUCCACCCGGUAACAUGACCAAUGAGGAAGAAUUUUCGCCGUCAGCACUGGGUACCAAGGCACACUGGGAUGCUGUUUAUAGUCGAGAGCUUCAGUCAUUUAAGGAAUACGGUGAUGAGGGUGAAAUAUGGUUCGGAGAAGGCAGUAUGGCAAGAGUUAUCCGAUGGCUAAAUGCACACAAAGUACCACAGACUGCUUCCAUACUUGACAUUGGAACAGGAAAUGGCAUGUUACUGGUGGAACUGGCAAAGUCUGGCUACUGCAAUCUCACUGGCAUAGAUUAUAGCAGUGAUGCUGUGGAACUAGCGAAAAGCAUAUGUGAAAAGGAGGGGGUCUCCCAAAAUGCACAGUUGCAGGUCACAGAUUUUCUUGAAGACUUCCAUCCAUCACAGCAGUUUGACGUUUGCUUGGAUAAAGGAACAUUUGACGCAGUGAGCUUAGAUCCGACAGGUGCAACAGAGAAGCGUGAGCAGUAUGUGCGGUCGCUAUGCCAGGCCCUAAAGGCGCAGGGGCUUUUUAUUAUAACUUCCUGCAACUGGACCAAGGAGGAACUACUUAGUCAGUUUGGGGAAGAGUUUGAAUUCAAGGAUGAGCUUCCAACACCCACAUUUAGUUUUGGAGGCAAGGCAGGUCACAGCGUUACUGCAUUGGUAUUACAGAGGAGAAACCACUCUUGAGAGACUUGGCAAAAACAGAAAAAUGUUUAUUUAUUCAUUUUUUAAUUAUAUGCAUUUAUGUAUUAAAUAUAUUUGAUUAUAAAAAGAAA
Messenger RNA from Xenopus tropicalis (tropical clawed frog), 877 nucleotides. It is a transcript of the gene eef1akmt2, whose product is annotated as EEF1A lysine methyltransferase 2. Gene Ontology annotation, cellular component: nucleus; cytoplasm. The record is from RefSeq and is a predicted model, not a curated record. Gene Ontology annotation, molecular function: methyltransferase activity; protein-lysine N-methyltransferase activity. Lineage: Eukaryota; Metazoa; Chordata; Amphibia; Anura; Pipidae. The transcript has 6 exons. The coding region runs from base 126 to 788 and encodes 220 amino acids.